UCUGGAAUAUAAAAGAAAUAAUCUUUUAGGCACACGCAUUCUAUAAAUUUCAUAAGAAUAAAUACAAUCAAGUGCAAACAUACAGCAGUAAAUAAAACCAGAAGGAAGAAAGAAAGAGCGACAGAGUAAUACAUUGCGAGAGCAGGACCGUAAACCAAAGAAUCUACCAUUUUUUUUCUAUUAAUCAUUCAUCGAAUAACAAUAAUCUCUCGUCAAGUGAAAUAAUAGUGAGACACACACACACACACACACACACACACCGAUUCCUUCGUCAGAGCCAGAUUAAUUAAGCGAGCCGGCAUACAGUUUUGUAGAGGUUUAUAGAAAUAGCCGUAAAAUAUAAGUGCAUUUUUUAAACUGGACGUGUCACGUGACAGAUUUUCGCCAAGCGAAAGGAAGAAGAAGACAAAGGGAGGAAUCAACUUCAAUCAAAGGAUUCGAUUAAACACUCCCAGAGUAACCGAUCUACUUCAGUUCGUAGCCUAAACCUGUUGAGUACAAAACGACACAGAGUUAAAGAUAUAGAUAGACAGAGAAACGAAGAGAAAGAGAGAAGAAGAACGAGAGAACAAAAGCGUAAUAUUGAAGAAUAGAUCAUUACCUGGAAAAUUAUGUGCGACUGAAACACACGGGCUAUUUCCAGACAAGUGUAACUAUUCCGGAAUCUACUUUGAGAUAAGGAUUUGCGCGAAUAUCGCGAAUGCCGAUCAUAAACGACCUUCCGUCGUUAUCAAAGAAAUCGGACCUCUAGGAUCCGAUUCAACAAAUUAAUGGAAAUCAGAGUGCGAUCAGAGUCGAUCGAGAAAGGCGCCAAUGUCGCGUACAAGAAUUUCAUUGAUUAUCCGUUCGAAAAAAAGUAGAUAAUCUCGAGCCUUCGUAUUGAAAAAGGAUAAGCAUCCAGCGAGAGGGAUUCUCGGGAGGUUGCAGGAAGAGGAUCACCACCAAGUGGGCACGCGAAACUCGCCAACCGGGUGGAGGCGUUAAAGUCGCGAUGACGUGGCGAGGAAGAUGAGCGCCGAGGUGACGAAGGAGGUCGUCGCCACCGAGAGGGUCCCGACGAGCCCUCCGGCGGCGGUUGCGACCUCACCGGGCACGGUCGGCACCGGCGACCUGACGGCGCGGCAUCUGCCGCCCUUCAGCAGCUUCGCCGGCGAUAACACGAUGGACACCUCGACGCUGCCACCGCUCCAUACUCAAGAUGUUGGGCCAAAUCUGAUAGGUUGGGACUACUACGAAGGCCUGACUGGCCGACUAAUCGAUGUGGUCCCGGCGAGCCAGUAUAGACCUUGGGAGUCCAAAGGUGGCGGCCCGGAGGGACUGCCUAGCUUCGCAAGUCAGUUCACCGCCCCGAGCGAAUCUGAACCUCAAUUAACGGCGUUGACGCCGUUGUCACCAGCGUCUAUUUCACAUUCGCCACCGGUUACGUCAGCCGUGGGCCUGCCAAGUUUCCACACACUUGGAGCACCGCUUCCGACGCCGCAUCCGCAUCGUGGAUCGGUCGGUUAUCCUCUGGUACCGGCACCAGUAGCAGCUCGGGACGUCUCGACUAUACAGCAGCAGAUGCUCGACGAACGUCACAUACAGCUCUUGGGCUCCGGCCAAGUCCAAGCGUUUCCGCCACCUCCACCGGGUCAUCCGCAUCAUACAGUGCUGACGGUAGUAAAGCCCGAAUACGCGCAAUUGCACCACGCGAAUUUCCAAAAUCCGAUAUCAACCGUGUUGGACUCCUCGCCGACUUCACGGCCGAUUGGCAUCGAUGGACGUAAAAAGGAGCGCAGAAAAAUCCGUGCUGGUUCCAUGGAAUCGGAAGAUGGUGGCGGGGGUGGGGGCGGCGGUGGUGGUGGUGCUGGUACCGGCAACGUAGAAAGUUCUGGUCAGGUAGCCGCCGUCUCAUCCACCGCGAAUCGUGGCGUGCACCAUCUCGGUGGAGGUAUAACCGACGGCGACGGUGAUGGUGGCCUUGGCGACAAGCCGGCGAAGAAAAAACGGAAGAGAUGCGGCGAGUGCAUAGGCUGCCAGCGCAAGGACAAUUGCGGGGAUUGUGCGCCAUGCAGAAACGAUAAAAGUCAUCAGAUCUGUAAGAUGAGGAGAUGCGAGAAGCUCACGGAGAAGAAGCACCUGUACCACCUGCAGACCGGCGAAGGGGCGUUCCGAGAACGCGGGAGGGGACGAGGCAAAGGCGCCACGAGGAAUUACCGGAAAAUCGCACGGCAGGUUAGCACACCUGAUAGCGCACCAGCUGGUCUCGGCAGCCCGCAGGGUGGUAUUGGCGGUUUACAGCAACAGCACCAACAACAAACGCAACAAUCUUUGCACCAGCCUGAUCCCAUGCAGCAAACCAAGGACAAUCUCAAUCCCGCGGCGAACCAACAAACGGGCGCCCUCAGAAACGGCAACCCGCCACCACCUGUCGUAUCCAUGUCACCCGGAGUAAUGCCGUUUUACGGUGAUUCCGGCGCCGGUUUCCGUCCCACAGCUGGAUUUGGAAAUACGGUUUGGCAUCAGGGAGUCGGACCAGUUGGCACAGUAGCGGUCGAAACAUCACCAGCACCGUGGCCACCUCAGCAAUUCAUUCAGCAGAUUCCCGCACCAAAUCAACUCGAAGAGUUGAGGUAUCAUCCUCAGUAUGGAGGCGCAACACCUUAUCAUCCUCAAGCAGUUCCGUAUCAGCAACAAACAUUUAUAACGACGGACCAAUCUGCGUUUCAACGAGCUGGAACGACGGGACAGUACACCAUCACGGGGCAACCUUCACCGUUGACCCCUGUCGGAGGACAGGCAGUGGUUUCGACACCUCAGAGGCAGUUGAAUGGACAAUUUGUAGAUCCCUCGGCUACCACUAAUCAAUCAGUUGCUUACGAGCGACAAGACUAUGUAAAUGGCUAUCAACAACAAGACGUGACAAUGGCGCCGCCUCCGUCGACAACUCCGACGAGUCGCAGCAGCUCAGUGCAUAUGGACAGUCAGCAACAACCACAAGGAGGUCCGCAGCAGCCAUCGCAGCAGCAGCAACAGCAGCAGCAGCAACAAACUGCCGCGGAUACUCAAGUAAAGGGAUUUGCGACGAUCGCCGCUACUAACGUGUCGGGAAACGAGAUGCCUGGGUAUCCACUUCAACCGGACCCACAGAGUUUACACAACUCUAACGGGUAUCCAGGCUAUGUGGAAAUGGGUCAACAAUCAACGCAGAAUCAAUGGCAAAUGGUUUCGCAGCAACAACAUCAACAAACACAAAUGCAACAACAAUCGGUGAUCGACAAUAAUCAACAGCAUGUAUGGUCAGACACAAGUGGAAAAAUGAGCAGUAGUGUCAACAGCAACAUGAAUUGGCAGGAAAGAGCGAUGCAACAGUCACAGAAACCUCCACACCAACAGCAACAAAAUAUGCAAGGCAACAUGAAGUCUCAGGUGGAACAGCAACAAACUACUCAAAUACAAUCACAGGAACUGCCAAGACCAGCGAGUCACAUGAGCUGGGAGACUGGAAGCGUGAAGGAACCUCAAACGCCACAAUCGUGGUCCGAAAACGCCGACAACCAGCAACAACAAACUCAGGGAAACUGGUCGCAACAGAGUCCAAAGCUAAGGGAUCCACAAAACUCACGGUUGACGCCAUCCAAUCAGCAACCGUCUCAACAUCAGACCUGGCUGCAGCACUCUCCGAAACUGUCAGACCACCAACACAGUAAUGCUCAACAAAAUGCGAGGAUGACGCCAUCUGGCCAACGUAGCUGGCAGCAAAAUAGUCCGGAAAUGCAAGGAUCUCAACAGAAUCCGAGAUUGACGCCUUCCGGACAGCAGAUGCAACAACAGCAGUGGCCGCAGCAGACCAAGGUGGAGCAGAAUCCCAGACUCACACCGUCCAAUCAAAUAUCGUGGCCUGACACGCCGACUAGUCAACCGAAUUGGUCACCAAAUAGCAUAAAAAGUGAUAAUAGUCAACAGCCACAGCAACAAUGGCAAGAUUCGCAGCCCAGUCCUAGACGGACUCCGAGUCAUCAAUGGCAAAAUCAGCUGUCACAAGAAAAUAAACUGGACAGUCAAAUGUCUUGGUCGCCUGUAAGUUCUGUAUCGGAAACUCAACCGACUUGGGGACAACAGACGACAAAGCAAGACAUGCAAAACUCAGGAGAGAGAAUUGCAUGGCAACAACAAACAACAGUAGAUACUAGUAAACCGAACGGAUUUCCGGAAAAUCAAGAUAAUUCGGAAAGCCAUGUUUAUGCUCAAUCCAAUCGAGUAAAUCUUAAUAGCCGAUUGAAAUCGAUGAUUUUGAAUAAGCAGCAGCAGCAGCAGCAGCAACAACAACAACAACAACAACAACAACAACAACAGCAGCAGCAGCAACAACAGCAGCAGCAAAUACAGCAACAACAGCAAACCCAUCAACACCAUCAGAUGCAAUCACAACAUACUAAUACCAAUAAUGGAUCUUCUUCGGAAUAUCCAACGGACGAUCAAAUACGCGAUGCACAUGAAAGCAACGAGAAGAUGCAAGAAAAACGCACGGAUCAUUUUAUCAAUCAAUCAAAUAUUAUUUCGAUGACGCAAUCUAAUGAAAACUUGACCGGUAAUUUUUUAUUGCAUAGCCACCACCCUCGGGUAGAAAAUUUGCCCGACGGUGGUGGCUUAUGGGAAUGGACGGAAGGAGAACAUAAUCACAAUAAUAACGAUAUUGAUAAUAAAGAUAAUUCCGCAUUACCAGAAAAUGGAAUGACAGUUUUCGAAAAUUUUAUGAAGCUUACUACAGAAAAUAAGAGUCAAUCAUAUGACAAAGACGAAGAUCAACAUUCCUGGGAUACAGAAGGAAGAAAUGAUAAAGAUCAAGAGAUCGACGACAAGUCUUUCCAACAAAGAUUGUGCAUGGAUCAAAUUGAGGAUACGUCUUUCGAGAAGUCCCAGAAGAUAUCCAAAAAUGAUGGAAUAAAAAGCGAUAAUCUGGAUUUUUUGAAGACGACAAACGCUGCUGAUCGGAAUAUAUCUUUCCAAGAUAAAUGCGAUUCUAACCGAUUAAUUAAACAGGAGAACAUCGAAGAACAUAAUUAUGUCCACGUAUCCCAUGAUACAUCCAACAUAAUCGAGAACGAAGAGAAUCAAGAGAUUACUCGAGAUUAUAAGUUUCGCGGCGAUGGUGGACCCGCAAAGGUGUCGCCGGGUACCGGUUCGUGGUGCUGUCGAAGAGGCGGGACCGAACAGCCGACUCCUGAACACCUAAGAGACGGCUGUUGUCAGGGUCUCCAAACCAAGGAUGAAAUACUAGACGAUUCCAUGGAAAAAGCUGAAUUAAAAAAUGAAGGACCACAUAGUCCGCAUACUCCAACUACGACGACUGUGACGACAAAGUUGCAAGAUCACUUGGACAAAUUGAAGAACAAUGUCAGGACCGAAGUACCGGACUGCAACUGCUUCCCCGCCGAUAAAUGUCCGCCAGAGCCCGGUUCGUACUACACUCACCUCGGAGCGGCUGCAAGUCUGCCUGAUCUUCGGAAUGAUCUCGAACGAAGAACUGGCCUUAAGGGCGACGCGAUAAGAUUCGAAAAGGUCGUCUAUACUGGCAAAGAGGGCAAAACCACGCAAGGAUGUCCAAUGGCCAAGUGGAUCAUUCGACGAUCCGGCAUUGAUGAGAAAAUCUUAACCGUGGUAAAACAUCGUCAAGGUCAUAAGUGUCCAACCGCCUGGAUCGUUGUAGCUAUGGUUGCCUGGGAAGGAGUACCGACUCACGAAGCGGAUCGUAUCUAUACUCUCUUAAGUCACAAACUCAAUCGAUUCGGUCUUCCAACCACCAGACGGUGCGGUACCAACGAACCGCGAACGUGUGCAUGCCAAGGACUCGAUCCUGACACAUGCGGCGCCAGCUUUUCUUUUGGUUGCUCCUGGUCAAUGUACUAUAACGGCUGCAAAUAUGCCAGAAGUAAAACCGUCCGCAAAUUUCGAUUGUCUGUACGAUCGGAGGAACAAGAAGUUGAAGAGAGAAUGCAUGUUCUGGCGACGCUUUUGUCACCUUUGUAUCUUAGUCUUGCGCCAGAGGCUUUUAAUAAUCAAACUCAAUUCGAGCGGGAAGCGAGCGAAUGUCGUUUAGGAUUUAAACCAGGUCGACCUUUUUCUGGUGUUACGGCUUGCAUUGAUUUCUGUGCACACUCCCAUCGGGAUUUACACAACAUGAAUAAUGGAUGUACCGUGGUAGUUACUCUAACAAAACAUCGAACAUUAUCAAAACCCGAAGACGAACAGUUACAUGUGCUACCUCUUUACAUAAUGGAUGACACAGACGAAUUUGGUUCCAAGGAAGGUCAAGAGAAGAAGGUUCGCUCCGGUGCACUUGAAUUUUUAUCUAAAUAUCCAUGCGAGGUUCGAGUUAGAUCGGUACCUCUUCAACCGUGUAGACGUCAUGGUAAAAAAAGGAAAGAAGAUGAAUCGGAUAUUCAGACCAGCAAAAAAGAUUCAGUCAAAAUUAUGACGGAAAAAAUAACUGAUUCCGGACGUUCGGGACACGUAGAUUUUUCUAAGCUACAAUCGCAGUUAACACUGGAGAUGACACCCAUGUUCGAGGGAAUUGACGCGCAGUUGCAGAGCUCUCAGGUAUCAUCCACGGUCUUAGAUAGUCCGGUGUCCAUGUACCAAGGAUGGGGAGCAUAUCAAGGUGAGCAACAGUGGAAUCGAAACGGCUGGCUCGAACAGCGUAAAAAUAAUUGGUUGAAUUCAUGGGGAGAAUAUCCUUCAUUUGGUGGUUUAGAAAGGGACAUCAAAGUGGAUCCAGACAGUACCAGUUUAGAUGAUACUAGGCCCAGAAGUACCGUUUCUCAAGAAGAACACAGACCAGGCUCGAGGAAUCUACCCAACUCUACAGUGGAUUCAGCCAGAGGAUGUUAUGGAAGUUCACCUAGAAUUCAUCCGGUUUCACCUCGUUCGCACAUAUCAGGAGAGGUGUCUUAUAAUGUAUCACCCAGGGGCUGUACCACAACGUCUCAGGAUCCGAAAAUGGCUCCAUUAAAAGGAUUGGAACAUUCAAACAUGGAAAAUAAUUACGAUCAUCAAAUGGUUUCUGGAAUUUACGCUGCUUCUGUCAACGGACAAAAUGACUGUUCUCCCUCAAAAUUCGGCUCCCUCAAUCCAUCAUUCGGCAUGGAGAUGACACAUCGAAAUAUUCCAUCCAAGAUGAAUCAGUCGCCAGUUCAUGUACGUAAUAUAAAUCAAGAUUGUGUCACUAAUCAAUUCAGAUUAACAUCUCCUAAAUAUACGGGAGAUUUUAAUUCGCAGAAAUACCCGGAUACAAUGACACAAAAUUACAUGGAUGCUGAAAACUCUACAAAAUCGCCAUUACUGAGGCCACAAGUUGAACAAACAUUUGCAAAUAGGAUGCAACAUCUAUCUCCAUCGAAACAAAUGCAACCAUCUGUAAAUUCUAACUAUCAUAAUCAAUAUUACGAUGGUAACACGUCAAAUUUAUAUUCUUACAUGGAAAAUAGUAAUCAUAAAUCUAUGGAAACUCCAAACUCGAAUGUUUUGGGACAUAAUUCCUUGCAUUUGCCAGAACAACGAAAUGACGCGCAAUGCUCGUCGAAUGAUCAGCGAAAAUCCAUUUAUCAUGCGCACAGACAAUCGGAAGCCGAUCAAGUUUCUUACCCACAGAAUUGGAAUAUGGCGAAUUCAUGGUGUUCUAAUCAAGUCAAAAAUCCACAUCAAUUUGAUCAGCAGAUGGGCGACAAGAAGAUUUGGGUCGGUAAACUAACAAGAUCGGACCAAACUAAAACUGCCUGGGAAACGUCGUCUGAACCAUCACCAUUCCGAGUGCCAAGAGGAAGACCACCCUCGCGAACGAUAUCCAAUCAGAAUUUAUCUGCGGAACCUAAUGCUUAUCCAAAUCCUUUGACCCGAACAUUUUUAAAACCUCCAGAUUCCAAACCUAUAUUUCCGGACGCUCCAUCUAGCAACACGGCCCAAAACGGAUGUAUAUCUAAUCACUUGAAGGACAGUUGCACGGAAGAUAAAUUGCGAGAAGGAUUUUAUGAUAACAAGCAAGAAAUAUCCAAUUCGAAUUCUCUCGCAUGGACUGAUGAAGUGAAACAAGAUCUCCAUGCUAUGUCUGGUUUAAAUCACCAUACGUUUCCUCAGUACGGAUAUCCACCCUAUCCAGUGUUCGAGAAACCUUAUACGAACUCAUGGGAAGGUUACAACUAUAACCAUAAUCAAUCCCCGUAUCAAACACCGGAACAAUUCUAUCAACAACCAAAACGUGAAGGUUGCUUCCAUUCGUCUCAAUAUCCGUAUCAAGGUUUAAACCCUACGUAUCAAGGUUUGAAUUCCGGCUGGACGAGGUGGGAUACAUCGCGGUGGGAUAUUUACGGAUCGACGCCUUAUUUCCCGGUCCUGCCAGAGCCUCCUCCGAAGGCAGAACCACUUGGUGAAAUAACGGACUAUUCUGAGAAUGAGGAAUGUUUUAAAGAUCCUCAAAUGGGUGGUGUUGCGAUUGCCUUAAGCCAUGGUAGUGUACUCUUCGAAUGUGCGAAGCACGAGAUGCAUGCCACCACUGCACUGAGAAAACCCAAUCGACUCAAUCCGACUAGAAUUAGCUUGGUGUUCUAUCAACAUCGCAAUUUAAACAGAUCCAAGCACGGUUGGGAGGAAUGGGAGGAAAAGAUGCGACUGCGAAAAUUGGGUAUCACAACAUCAACUAGCAAUGCGUCCGUGUCGACAACCAAUCCAUCGACUCCAACUACCGCAACAAGUCCUGGUAGUACAACAAACGAAAAAAUGACGCCACUUCCACCACUUUCGCACAUUCCAAAUGUCCCCAGUUCACAGUUCAUGAUGAGAUCACCUACUUACACCACGAUGACUUGGACUUCCCAAUGCAUCCAUGUAUGAUAACUGGACCAUACCAAGAAGGUGGUGCGAUUGGAUGAGUCGAGGUUGGACGAUACAGCUUCGAUCGUCGAUGACCGAAGCUUGUAUUGAAAUAUGCCAUCACCAAAAAUCGAAUCAGCUAUAAAGGAUUCGAGAAACAAGAUCCUGAAGAAGAAUCGCGACAAAUCCGAUCGAGGAUAAAAUGAUGAGGCGGCAACUUUACCAUGAGAGGCUUUAUAUUGUUAUUAUCGUUAUAGUUAGUUAUUCCGAAAACGAGAAACACACACUUUGCACUGCCAUUUUUCUAUUUCGAGUUUUACGCAAGAUUUAAACAUAGCGAAAAAACGUGCUUGAAAAAAAGCCUCGCCGAGUGUGAUUGCAUCACUCUUUGUUGGGGCUCGCGUUUUAUACUGACUUUUUACUGAGUUGAACUCGAAAGAGACUCUCGUAAUCGAGAUAGAGGCUGCAAAAUCGAGACAAUGGUAAUGAUCGAGGCUAUUGAUGUAUCAGGAAAGCUCCGAUGAAAGCUACGCCUUGUGAAGACUUUGAUACGAAGAUUUUCGUAUUCUGACCCUGUACACUUUAAGUAAUAUCGCUACGUAUAACGGUUUCGUGUUGGUAGAAUUGUAAUCUUACUAGCUAGUCGAAGUCUAGAUGAUGAAUCACGCGAUAUCACACGUAUACAUAAAAGCACAUAUUGAACGUAUAUGCACUUCAAGGUACCCAAGGAAACUUGCACGACAUGAUCUCAGAAUUAUCGUCACCUUUCUAGAGACUUCGUAAAAAAGUAAAAGGAAAAAAUUGGUUAAUCAUAUUCAUGUAUGUACAUGAAUAUUGCAUAAAAAUAUCGAUUAUCCAAAUUAAAUAAAAUUAAGAAAUAAAAUUAAAAAAGA
Messenger RNA from Acromyrmex echinatior (Panamanian leafcutter ant), 9737 nucleotides. RefSeq names its product tet methylcytosine dioxygenase-like (gene Tet). Gene Ontology annotation, biological process: positive regulation of transcription by RNA polymerase II; chromosomal 5-methylcytosine DNA demethylation, oxidation pathway. Gene Ontology annotation, cellular component: nucleus. Gene Ontology annotation, molecular function: DNA 5-methylcytosine dioxygenase activity; DNA binding; zinc ion binding. Lineage: Eukaryota; Metazoa; Arthropoda; Insecta; Hymenoptera; Formicidae. The record is from RefSeq and is a predicted model, not a curated record.